GAGAGGGAGAAGGAGAAAGAAAGACUCGCCUUACGUGCGUCAGCGCGAUGACGUAGGACGUCCGGCCUGGCUGUCCGCCAUCUUGCCCGUCUCUAGUUCUCUCGCUCUCCUUUACUGGAAGCGGCGGCCGCGCUGGGUCGGUUUGUCUGAGGGCGGCCUCUGGUUUCCUGGUUCAGUGGCUCGCCACCCACCUCCCCCCCCUUCCCCUCAACCGUUCCCUAGACCCUUUUCCCUCCCGGACUGGAGCCGGGCGGAGACUCCUUUGCGGGCGCGGGUGCGACACUUAGACACACACGCACACACACGCACACACCCCGCGUUCCCCACCCACCCACACCGGCCGAUUGGUUUUAAGGGGUGAGGCAAGAGGUUCUGGACUCGAUGAGUUUCCACCGAAAUGUCGGAGAAGUCAGGCCAGAGCACAAAAGCAAAGGAUGGGAAAACAAAGUAUACAACACUCAGUCUAUUUAAUACUUACAAGGGAAAAUCACUAGAAACUCAGAAGACUACAGUUGCUGCCCGUCAUGGAUUGCAGAGUCUGGGAAAAGUUGCUAUUUCUCGGCGUAUGCCCCCACCUGCCAACCUCCCCAGUCUCAAGGCAGAGAACAAAGGCAAUGAUCCCAAUGUGAACAUUGUUCCUAAAGACGGUACAGGGUGGGCAUCUAAACAGGAACAACAUGAAGAAGAAAAACCACCAGAAGUAGCACCAGCACAGCCAAAAUCAGGAGUUACUGCUCCCCCUGAAGUUCCUCCAGUUGCCAAAUCAUGGGCCAGUAACAAGCAAGGUGGGCAAGGAGAUGGUGUUCAAGUAAAUAGUCAUUUCCAGCAAGAGUUUCCUAGUCUGCAAGCAGCUGGCGAUCAGGAAAAAAAAGAAAAGGAUGCAAAUGAUGAUGCCUAUGGACCUGGACCCAGCUUGCGACCACCAAAUGUUGCUAGUUGGAGAGAAGGUGGUAAAUCUGCUGGCCCAUCUUCUCCAUCUGAUCAAGAAGAUAAGCUCCCUGGUCAAGAUGAUGGUGCAAAUGGACCAGUAGAGCAAAACGAUUCUCAUAAAACAACAGAAAAGAGGUUACCUGGUGUUCCGCCUCAGAUACCUCAGCCUAAACUGAAUGGACAACAGCAGCCUGCUCUUGCCUCUCAGUACAGAGCAAUGAUGCCCCCUUAUAUGUUUCAGCAGUAUCCUAGGAUGGCAUAUCCUCCAUUACAUGGCCCCAUCAGAUUCCCACCUUCCUUAUCAGAAGCUAACAAAGGUCUUAGAGGAAGAGGUCCACCCCCAACUUGGGCCCCCGAACCUGAACGUCCCUCUAUUCUUAGUGCAACAGAACUCAAGGAGCUUGAUAAAUUUGAUAACCUAGAUGCAGAAGCUGAUGAGGGCUGGGCAGGAGCACAGAUGGAAGUAGAUUAUACAGAACAACUCAAUUUUAGUGAUGAUGAUGAACAAGGUGGUAGUCAGAAAGACAGCAAAGAUAAUUGUGAAGAAGAAGCGCCAAAGACUUCUGAAAGUGCUGAAAACCGAAAAGAUGAUGAUGAAGGUUCUAGCAGCAAACCUCAGUUGCAUCCACAGUCAGGAGUAUCAAAGGGUCCCUAUGGAAAAGGACCUCCUUUUAAUCAGGAACGCGGACCUCCCCCUGUGCAGUCCUUAGUGCAUGAGAAGAACAGUUCUGCCCACUUGCCACUUCAGCCAAAGUCACUUGCUCAGCAGCAUCCACCUCCUGAUCGACAGGCAGGACCUGGAAGAUCAGGUCCUUUUCCUCCCAAACAAAUUCCUGAUGAAGAUGAAGCUUGGAAGCAGCGCCGAAGGCAGCCAUCAGAACUUUCUGCAGCGGUAGAACGUGCUCGAAAGAGGCGUGAAGAGGAAGAAAGGAGGAUGGAAGAGCAGAGAAAAGCUGCAUGUGCAGAAAAGCUGAAACAGUUAAAUGAGAAAUAUGGCAUUGUAGAAAAGCAGCCAUCUCCUGAAGAAAUUAGAGAACGGGAGCGUGAAAAGGAAAGGGAAAGAGAAAGAGAGAAGGAAAGGGAAAGAGAAAGAAUAAGGGAGCGAGAGCGAGAGAGGGAAAAGGAGAGAGAGCGAGAAAGGGAAAAGGAGAGAGAACUGGAGCGAGAACGAGAAAAGGAAAGAGAACUAGAGCGAGAACGGGAAAAGGAGAGAGAGCUGGAGAGGGAGCGAGAACGGGAAAGAGAGCAAGAAAAAGAACGGGAACUAGAACGGCAACGAGAAGCAGAAAAAGAACUGGAAAGAGAGAGAGAGAGAGAGAAAGAGCGUGAAAAAGAACAGCAGAAGGAAAAAGAGAGAGAGAAAGAGGAAAAAUUGGAACGGGAAGAGCCUACAUUACCACCUGUGUUAGACAAACAAGAAAGUGAAAGCUGUAAUAAAGAAAAAAUAGAGGAACAGCCAGUUUUCACUAGACAAGACAGCAACCGUAGUGAAAAAGAAACCCCACAGGUGGCUCAUGAAAUAGAACUAGAUUCAGGGUCUCAGCCACGACCUGCUGUUUCUUCAGGCUAUUCCAAACAAUUUCAAAAGUCACUGCCACCACGGUUCCAAAGACAACAGGAACAAAUGAAACAACAGCAGUGGCAGCAGCAGCAACAAGGUGUCCUUGCACAGUCUGCUCCUUCUCAACCUUCCAGUGGUGCUGUCCCUCCUCCUCCACAUAGAACUCUUUACCAGCCCAUGCAACCUCACCCUCAGCAUUUAGCUUCCAUGGGUUUUGAUCCACGCUGGCUUAUGGUACAAUCUUACAUGGAUCCCCGAAUGAUGUCAGGAAGGCCUGCUAUGGAUAUUCCCCCUAUGCAUCCUGGAAUGAUUCCUCCUAAACCCUUAAUGAGAAGAGACCAAAUAGAAGGUUCUUCAACUAGUUCUGAAUCAUUUGAUCAUAUUGCUCGAUCAGCAAGAGAUCAUGCUGUUUCCCUCACUGAACCUCGUAUGAUGUGGGGGUCAGAUCCCUAUCCCCAAGUAGAACCUCAGCAAGCAAGUUCUCCCCCCAAGUUGGCUGAAGAACCCAAGGACCUAAGGCCUGAAGCCCCAUUGGAACAAGAACUAGUGGUUGCUUCCUACCCAGCUGAGCACAGUCAGUUGGACACUCAUCCCAAAGCAGAAUUUUUCAGAGAUACUGGGGAGGCAGAAGCGCAGAAAUUCCCUAACAAGUCUUUGGAAGAUACAAGGCCUCCUUCCACUGACACAAAUAGCCAGGCCACUUGUUUUGAACUAGCUGAUCAGCAUGUUGUUCCAACCCCUCAGGAUGAACAGAGUGCAGUUGGAGAGAGUCAGCCUGUCAGGAAACGCAGUGUGUCCCAUGGACCCGGCCAUUCUCAAAAACCAGAGGAGCCGAGGAAUGAGGCGCCUGCAAACAUUCCUAAAACAACUAACAGGUGCACUGAUACAAAAGAACCCUCAGAGCGGCUCGAAGAUAAACCAAAAAAGGAAGGUUUUAUAAGGCCUUCUGAAGGACCAAAACUUGAGAAGUUGUACAAAUCUAAGUCAGAAACGCGAUGGGGUCCAAGGCCUGGCUCUAGUAGAAGGGAUGAAGGUGGUGACAGGCCAGUGAGAAGAUCAGGACCUAUUAAAAAACCGAUACUCCGAGAUAUGAAAGAAGAGCGGGAACAAAGAAAGGAGAAAGAGGGUGAAAAGGUAGAAAAACCAAUGGAGAAAGUUGUAAAACCUGAAAAGCCUGAAAAGAAGGAUCCUCCUCCACCCCCUACAGCUCAGGUUCAACCACAACCACUUCCACCACCUCCCCAACCAGAGCCAGAGAAGCCUCCUGCUGAGACUUCAUCUUUGGCUAAGAAGCUGUCCCAAGAUACCAUGAAGCCAUCAGAAGCUGUAGAUAAUGUUCACAUAGAACCUGCCAUUAAAACUUCAAAUCAACAGACUGCUCCCCUUCAUGUAACCAAGGAAGAAAAACAACCUGAAAGAGUUAUUGGCAAAGAACAGGGAGUAGAAAGACCACGAAUAGAUUCAAGGCCAAUUAAAAAAGAACCAACAUUAACCCCUCGGACAUACUGGAAGGAGGCUAGAGAUAGAGAUUGGUUCCCAGAUCAAGGCUAUAGAGGUCGAGGACGUGGGGAAUAUUACUCCAGGGGUCGAAGCUACAGAGGUUCUUAUGGUGGACGUGGUCGAGGGGGCCGAGGACAUAGUAGAGAUUAUCCUCACUAUAGAGAGACAAAGCCAAGAAUAGAGCAUGUACCCUCUGGGUCUCUGAGGCAGCGAGAAGAAAGUGAAACUCGAAGUGAGAGCUCUGAUUUUGAAAUAGUGCCCAAACGCAGAAGGCAACGGGGUUCAGAAACUGACUCUGAUAGUGAAGUUCACGAAAGUGCGAGUGACACUCAUCCCUCAGACAAAGACAGUUUAAGCAAAGGCAAGCAUCCAAAAAGGGAGGAACGCCCUGAAAACAAAAAACCUUUGAAGCCUCUGCUUUCUUUCAAACCUGAAAAUAAUGUCCGAGUAGAUAACAACAACAGACCCUUGGAAAAAUUGUAUGUAAGGGAUGAUGAGAAUAAGACCAAACCUGGCUUCCUUCCUAAAGGAGAACCUACUAGAAGAGGCAGGGGGGGAAUGUUCAGGCGUGGUGGAAGGGAUCCUGGAGGCCGUCCACCACGUCCUUCCACAUUACGAAGGCCAGCAUAUCGUGACAAUCAGUGGAAUCCAAGGCAAGCAGAAGCCCCCAAACCAGAUGAUGGAGAGCCACCAAGAAGGCAUGAGCAGUUUAUACCUAUACCAGCAGACAAAAGACCCCCAAAGUUUGAACGGAAAUUUGAUCCAACCAGAGAGAGGCCUCGAAGGCAAAGGCCUGCACGACCACCAAGGCAAGAUAAACCUCCUCGAUUUAGACGGCUAAAGGAAAGGGAAGCUGCUUCAAAAAUCAAUGAUGCAGCAGCUACUUCUGUCACAAAUGGCACAAUUAAUAAUGUGGUUCAGGAACCAGUUAGUGCUACUGGGGAUAUUUCUGGGAAUAAGACACCAGAUUUAUCCAAUCAGAACUCUUCAGAUCAAGCAAAUGAAGAAUGGGAAACAGCUUCUGAAAGUAGUGAUUUCAAUGAGAGACGUGAGCGGGAUGAAAAGAAAACAGCUGAUUUGAGUGCACAGGCAGCUACAAAGGCUGGAGAGAACACAUUGCCUCCAAAAAGAGAAAUAGCAAAAAGAAGCUUUUCCAGUCAACGACCUGGAAUAGAUCGUCAGAACAGGCGAGGCAACAGUGGUCCACCUAAGUCAGGAAGGAAUUUCUCUGGUCCUAGGAAUGAAAGAAGAAGUGGUCCUUCAUCAAAAAGUGGGAAAAGAGGUCCAUUUGAAGACCAGUCUAUAGGCAUAGCUGGUAUUGAUCCUGCCAAUGGCAGUUCAGUGCAUCAUCAGGAUGGAGGUCCAAAUGGCACUGGGCAAAAGAACUCCAAAGAUGCCAGUGGGAAAAAAAGAGAAGAACCUAAACCAGGUCCAAAGAAACCCAAAGAGAAAGUAGAUGCCCUGUCCCAGUUUGACCUCAACAACUAUGCAAGCGUUGUAAUAAUUGAUGACCAUCCUGAAGUGACUGUGGUUGAAGACCCCCAGUCAAAUUUAAAUGAUGAUGGUUUCACUGAAGUGGUUUCAAAAAAACAACAAAAACGCUUACAGGAUGAAGAACGUAGAAAGAAGGAAGAACAAACUAUACAGGUGUGGAACAAAAAGUCUUCAAAUGAAAAGGGAAGAAAUCAGAAUUCUAAGCUUCCUCCAAGAUUUGCUAAAAAACAGCAACAGGUUACAGUAGUCCAACAACCACAGACUGCAACUCCACCUCCAGUGCAGGGUCUGGCACAGGCUCAAGUCCCUGUUCAGGUUCAGCCACCAGCAACAACACAGACUCCUAACCAGUCACCACCAUCAGUCCAGCCUCAAGUCCAAGCAACCAGUGCAACCAAUGGCACAGAGUAUGUAGCAACAGGAAAGUCUCUUCAGCAUGCACAGUCUCAUGGGCCCCUAGGGGCAGAGUUAUGGGAGAACAAAGUAGCCCCUACAGCCGUUCUCAGUGAUAUUUCUAAGAAAUUGGGACCCAUUAGUCCACCACAGCCACCUUCAGUCAGUGCAUGGAAUAAGCCUUUAACAUCUUUUGGGUCAACUACAUCACCAGAGGGAUCAAAGAAUGGCCAAGAAAGUGGUGUUGAAAUUGGAAUUGAAACCAUUCAGUUUGGUGCCCCAGCUUCAAAUGGCAAUGAAAAUGAAGUUGUUCCAGUACUAACUGAAAAGCCCCCUGACAAAUUACCUGAACCCAAAGAACAACGGCAAAAGCAGCCUCGGGCAGGGCCAAUCAAAGCCCAGAAGCUUCCAGAUUUGAGUCCAGUAGAGAACAAAGAACACAAACCUGGUCCCAUUGGAAAAGAACGUUCUUUAAAAAAUAGAAAAGUGAAGGAUGUUCAACAGACAGAACCGGAAGGACAGGAAAAAUCCAACCCACCUUCAGUCAGAAACUCUGAUGCUGUUACCACAAAGGAAACCAAAACAGUUACAGAAAUGAGUUCUGAAAUAGGCACAAUGAUCUCUGUUUCUGCCCCAGAAUUUGGUGCUAAUACAAAGGAGUCUGUAACAGACUACACUACACCUUCUUCUUCUCUGCCUAACACUGUGGCUACUAGCAAUACCAAGAUGGAAGAGACAUUGGUUACUAAUGUGCCCCUGCCCAACACCCUUCCCCUCCCUAAGAGGGAGACUUUACAACAGAGCUCCAGCCUAAGUCCAGCUCCUCCCACUACUUUCAACCUCACCUUUAAGAUGGAGUCUGCACGCAAAGCGUGGGAAAACUCACCAAAUGUGAGAGAAAAGGGGUCUCCAGCAUCUUCCACAGCAGCUCCUAUUGCAAGUGGAGGUAGCAGCAAUGCCAGUGUACCAAGCACUGGUAAUUACAGCUCCUUCUCAAGUGCAUCAAUGCCUCCUAUUCCUGUGGCAUCUGUCACUCCUACAACUUCAUUAUCAGGAGCUGGUACAUACACUACCUCUUCUUUGAGUACUAAAUCUACAACCACCUCAGACCCUCCCAACAUCUGCAAGGUGAAGCCUCAACAGCUACAGACCAGCAGCCUGCCUUCUGCUAGUCAUUUCUCUCAGCUGAGCUGCAUGCCUUCCCUUAUUGCCCAGCAGCAGCAGAGCCCACAAGUCUAUGUUUCGCAGUCUGCAGCAGCACAGAUCCCAGCUUUUUAUAUGGACACAAGUCACUUAUUCAACACCCAGCAUGCGCGCUUGGCUCCAGCAUCCUUGGCUCAGCAACAGGGAUUUCAACCAGGACUUUCUCAGCCCACUUCAGUUCAACAGAUUCCAAUUCCUAUCUAUGCACCUCUGCAAGGACAACAUCAAGCCCAGUUGAGUUUGGGGGCAGGACCUGCUGUUUCACAAGCUCAGGAAUUAUUUAAUUCUCCCCUGCAACCAUAUAGGUCUCAGCAAGCUUUUAUGCAAAGCAGUCUGUCCCAACCAUCACCAGUGGUUCUUUCUGGCACAACCUUACACAAUUUUCCAGCAGUACAACACCAGGACCUUGCCAAGGCCCAAUCAGGCAUUGCCUUUCAACAAACUUCUAAUGCUCAGCCCAUUCCUAUAUUGUAUGAGCAUCAGCUAGGCCAAGCAUCAGGGAUAGGAGGUUCCCAAUUGAUUGACACACAUCUGCUUCAGGCUAGAGCAAGUCUCACCCAGGCCUCCAAUCUUUAUUCUGGCCAAGUACAACAGCCUGGCCAGAGCAGUUUCUAUAAUACUGCUCAGUCGCCCAGUGCUCUCCAGCAGGUAAACUAUGGCAUGGUAACUGUACCUUUGCCAGCUUCACAGCUUUCCUUGCCUAACUUUGGAUCUACUGGACAACCUCUAAUUGCUUUACCCCAGACAUUGCAGCCCCCAUUACAGCACACACCACCACAGGCUCAAGCCCAAGGCCUGAGUAGACCCACACAAGUAAACCAGCCUUUCAGAGGAUUGAUUCCUGCAGGAACUCAGCACAGCAUGAUUGCAGCCACUGGAAAGAUGUCAGACAUGGAUUUGAAAGCUUUUGGAAGUGGUAUUGAUGUAAAACCAGGUACUCCUCCAAUUGGUGGUAGAAGCACCACACCAACAUCCAGUCCUUUCCGGGCCAGUUCCACAAGUCCCAACAGCCAGUCCAGCAAAAUGAACAGUAUCGUCUACCAGAAGCAGUUCCAGUCCGCAGCUGCAACUGUGAGAAUGACACAACCAUUCCCCACACAGUUCGCACCCCAGGCAAAGCAAAGAGCAGAGGUUCUUCAGUCCACGCAACGGUUCUUCUCCGAACAACAGCAGAGCAAACAGAUAGGAAGCAAGGCACAGAAAGUGGACAGUGAUGCAAACAAAACUCCUGAAACUCUGACUGACCCCCCUGGAGUUUGUCAGGACAGAGUAGAGGACAAGCCUCCCCCUACACCCACCACAGCAGCCAAACCUGUUAGAACCGGACCAAUCAAACCCCAGGCGAUCAAAACAGAAGAAACCAAAUCCUAAAGGCUGUGGUUUAUA
Trichosurus vulpecula (common brushtail) is the source of this 8467-nucleotide messenger RNA. RefSeq names its product proline rich coiled-coil 2C (gene PRRC2C). Bases 398 to 8452 code for a protein of 2684 amino acids. The transcript has 34 exons. NCBI's taxonomy places the organism in Eukaryota, Metazoa, Chordata, Mammalia, Diprotodontia, Phalangeridae. The record is from RefSeq and is a predicted model, not a curated record. Gene Ontology annotation, biological process: cell differentiation.